Pecten maximus is the source of this 4316-nucleotide messenger RNA. RefSeq names its product sorting nexin-25-like. The coding region runs from base 162 to 3020 and encodes 952 amino acids. NCBI's taxonomy places the organism in Eukaryota, Metazoa, Mollusca, Bivalvia, Pectinida, Pectinidae. Gene Ontology annotation, molecular function: phosphatidylinositol binding. Gene Ontology annotation, cellular component: intracellular membrane-bounded organelle. The record is from RefSeq and is a predicted model, not a curated record. The transcript is spliced from 23 exons.
ACAUAAUAAUAAACAUCCGCACAUGAGAGAUGAGAGGGGUUGGUUGGGGUCAUCGAACGUUAGCUGAAAAAGAAGUAGUUCAUCCCGGGUUCACUGUGUUUAUUUUAGAUAUUGUGAAUGACAUGGUUUGUGUGACCUGAUAAGGAGAUAUAAGUCUGAAGAUGAAUACAGCCCAGAGUAUAGUGUUGGGGUGUGGUGGACUAGUGUUGGCUAUCCUCUACCAGUAUGAUUUCCUAUUUACCACAAUAUUUGUAGUCCUCCAUUUACUUGUUAUUGCGGCAGGAAUAUUUCUGGGAUCAUCAUGGUCACUGGUGCGAGGGAAACAAUACAAACCAACAUCAGCUCCACCUGAAGAAUCUGCAGUCAACACAUUGAUACAAAAACUAAUGGAAAGAAAAGCUGACAAAAGAGGAGAGCCAAAAAAAGUUGUAAUAUCAAGAAAUAUUGACCUGGCCCUUCAGGAGGUUAUAGAUUUGUCUCUGAGGGAUUUCGUCCUCACAUGGUAUGAAGAUUUGUCAAAAGACCAGGAAUCUCUACUAACAGCUAUCAAGGGGGAUGUCUGGAUUGUAAUUAAACAACUCAGCACCAGAUUAUCUAAGGUCGACAUGAUGAAGUUAAUUACGCAGGAUGUGGUGGAAAAACUUCAUUCUCAUUUCACAGAGAUAAGGACUGCAGCCAAGAGUAGUGACAGCAAUGUUGGAGAUGACAGAAAAUUCAGUUUACAUCCCUGGUUGGCUAGUGAGGCAUCAGAGCGACAGUUCCUCAGUCAACUCUGUGAAGUCCUCCUCCUUAUUUUCCUGCCUGACAACUACAAUGGAUGCACCACCAUACGACAUAUCCUUCGUGAAAUCAUCACAUCCUCAGGAUUACAGCCAAUGGUAGAUAUGGUGUGUGACCCAGACUACAUCAAUGAAAAGCUCAUUGCCUACAUUGAUUAUCGACGACAGGUGUCAGAGGACACACGACGUACCUACUUGUAUGCUGCAAACUAUGAAGACUUUGUCAAGAUGAUUGGAAAAUGUGAAGACAUUGAGCAUUUAAAACAAAUAAGAUACAACAUCAUAACAGAAAUUAUACAGGCUACCACGAUAAAGAAUCUGCAGCAGGAACAGGCUGGUUCAGGUAAACCUGGGUCACCAAAAGGCAUGGCAAAAGGAGAGCUGUUAAAAUCAAGAAAUUUGAAAAGAUAUAUCAAUCAGUUAACUGUAGCAAAGUCUAAGUGUGAGAAGAGAAUCCGCUCCCUGGGGGGUCCAGACUACAAGUAUUACACAGACAAUGCUGAUGGUGACUGCCAAGUGGAGAAGGUGAUGACGUUUAGUGAGGUGAUGGACUCUCCCUUGGCUAGACAAGAAUUCUUCAAGUUCCUGAAACGAGAUGAUAAUGAGUCCUUACUUGGAUUUUGGAAUGCUGUUGAGAAGCUCCGAUCUGCUGACAAGAGACAACAUCACCAGCUCGGCAGUGACAUCUUCUACCAGUACAUAUCAAGUUCCAGCAGUGUGGUCAAGACUGACCGGUCACUUAUCAAAACUAUGGAGACAUUCCUAAAGGGAGACACAGGACCAGAUGCCUUCUUUGAGGCUCAAGACCAAGUAUAUCAGGUGCUUCAGAAAGAUCACUACCCAUCAUUCCUUGUGAGUGACAUUUACUACCGCUUUAUAAUCAGUGAUGAUUACGAGCGUAUGGACGCAGCAUGUGUAUCAUCAAAAGACCAGUUCUUCUUCGGACCCACGGAAAGCUUCCUGGAGCCUGAAGAUGAAGAAGACUCUGACAAUGAAGACUUGUUUGCUAGUGAGUCAUAUGCAGCUCAGCAGAGACUGGAGACACUUGACGAAAAGAUCCGCAACAAGACACAAGCAAUCCAGGCUCUCAAAACAAAGAAAACAGACGAUGCUAAGAUUGGUAAAGUAGAGAAGGACAUGGAGAAGGAGAGGGAAAACUUAAUGGACGAGAAGAAACAGUUAGAGGCACAUAUCCACCGCAUGCAGAUGUGGUGUGAGAACCAAGGAAAGUGGCGUGCCCAUGUAUACGAAACAGAGACAUUUGAGGUGGGAGAGAAGAAGACUCCAGUAUUUGUAUUAAUCAUACACCUUGUUGGGGCCGGUAUGAGUCAAAACCUCCAGAAAAGCAGUCACGGUUGGGUUGUCUCACGUACACUUCCUGAAUUUCACAAGAUGCAUAGACAGCUUGUACAGAUUGGGUCUUGGUUGAAGAAGAAAGACUUACCAACAAUUGGAAGGUUCACAACAGUAGAUGACAAGUUUAUACUGGAGAGCAAAUCUGCCAUCAAUGAAUAUCUCAUUGCGGUGAUGAAGGAUGAACGGAUGGCUCAGAGUGAGGUUCUAUGUCGAUUCCUAACCCCAACACCUUCCUACCUGAAACAGCAGGAGACAGCAGCAAAGAAGCGCACAUUCUUUCUGGACAGUUUACUCAAAAGUCUUCCAAAAAUUGGCCAGGAAUCUCAUGAGAAUGAGGAUGAACUGCUGUUUUCUGGAGAUGAUAGUACUAAACUAGACAGGAGCAAGGAUUCCAUUGCAGAACCUUUUUACAAGCUGGUGAAUGAAGUGUUUGAGCUGCGAGGCAUGUUUAAGUGGCUAAGGAAGAGUUUCAUAGCCUUUGUAGAAGUCAGCUUCGGUAGAUCAAUCAACAGACAACUGAGGGAUACUGUAGACUGGAUCUUCUCUGAACCGAUGAUUAUCUACUACAUACGCAUGUUCAAAGACUCGAUGUGGCCAGAGGGCAAACUAGCUCCCUAUACUGAGGCAAAGAGUGACGAGAAGAAAUUCCGGACACGGAUGGAAGCCAAGGAGAAAUUUCUUACAAAUAUUCCUGAUGCUCUCAAGUCACUACUCGGAGAAAAUAAUGCACGCAGAGGUUCAAUCAAAGUAUUCGAAGUCCUCCAAGAUACCCGAUUAAAUAAACACUUGUUUUACAUUCUGUUAGAAUUGGUUUUGAUGGAGAUCUGUCCAGAGCUGAAUGAAACCGAGACACCAUUGUCAUCUACAGAAGUUCUAACAUUAUGAUGGUAGUCGCAUUGUCCUGUAGUACUAAAACUAAAGUUCAUCUUUCCACAAUUGGAAUUCACUUUCAACAGAUGUGGAGUGUGUUUCCUUGACUUCAUUUUCUAGUGACCUUUGUCAUGUACAUUCUAAAAUCUGUACACUUCUGCUCCAUACACGCAUUCUUGCGAAUUCUUUUUGAAAUAACCGUUUUAAUGGCAAAAUGUACACUACAUAAUAUGUUCCAGAAAUGAGAACUUAUGAUUGGAGAUUGCAAGUACACAUUUUGUAGAGAAAAACCUUCCAUUGCUUUUCCCAUGACCAUUUUGUUGCUUAAAACGAUAUUAGUCCCUACUUUGUAUUAAAUUAUUGCCAUGAGGUCAUAUAGAAGACAUAGUACAUACAAUAUUUUAUAACUGUUUUAUGAGCUACAAAUACAUACAAUACUUUAAAUUUAUGAGUUACAAAUACAUACAAUACUUUAUAACUAUAUUAUGAGUUACAAAUACAAAUGUACAUACAAUACUAUAUAACUAUAUUAUGAGUUACAAAUACAUACAAUAUUAUAUAACUAUAUUAUGAGUUACAAAUACAUACAACACUUUACAAUACUUUAUAACUAUAUUAUGAGUUACAAAUACAUACAAUACUUUAAAUUUAUGAGUUACAAAUACAUACAAUAUUUUAUAACUAUAUUAUGAGUUACAAAUACAUGUACAUACAAUACUUUAAAACUAUAUUAUGAGUUACAAAUACAUACAAUACUAUAUAACUAUAUUAUGAGUUAUAAAUACAUACAAUACUUUACAAUACUGUAUAACUAUAUUAUGGGUUACAAAUACAUACAAUACUUUAUAACUAUAUUAUGAGUUACAAAUACAUACAAUACUUUAUAACUAUAUUAUGAGUUACAAAUAGACACACCCCACCAAUAUAUUUCUAUCUGGAAUAUUCCUAGUUAAAAUCUGUGAUGAAUAAUAUCUCAUUCUGAAAUGACUUUUAGUACUGACCUUCGUACAGUGGAAACCCCUUUAAUGAAGGGCAGGGAUUCUGAAUUGCAUGCCAUAUAUUUUUCCCUUUAUAAUGUACAUCUGUGGUGAUCAUUAUGUGCUUAGAUUAUAAGCACAUCACUUAAUUUGACACAUUCCAGAAAAAAGUAUGUGAUGUAUUACAUGGCAUGAUACUUUCCAUGUAUUGAUUGAAGUAAGGAGUCAGUACUGAUGUAACCAGUAAUUUUAUUGAUGAAGAUGUUCAACUUAUUAUUUAACAGUGUUUCUGAUAAGUGAUUUCUAAAAAAAAAACAGUCUUGCAGUUGACUAA